GUUUUAACUGUGUGUUUUUUUACGCCAUUUGUUAAUUUGUUAAAAUGUUCAUAUUAUAGUCUAUUUUUAAUUGUUUAUAAAAAGUCAUUGAUGUUUUUAAGUGGUUGAAUUUAUUUGUGUGCGUGUGUUGGUAGCUGUGUAUGAGAAUUUUUUUGUCUUUAAAUAUACUGUAAAUAUACUUACUUGUUAUUUUGUUGUUUUUAAAAGUGUGUUAUUAAUAAAUGUUCAUAUUGUAGUGUAUUUGUUAAUGUUUAAUAAAAGCCCUUAAUCUUAUUAAAUGUUUGAAUUUGUGUUUCUCUGCUAAAAUGAAGUACGUUUAGCAGUUUCUGGGCCACAUCUGGAGCGGGGACCAAGCCGACUCUCAGCCAGAUCUGUCUUACAGUGUCUGGGCCAGACCCGGGCCACAUAAAACAAUAUAAGUCACUUUACAGUGCCUGAUUCGGGGGAAAUUGUAUGUGUUGGUUUUCAGUGUGUGGGCCGGAUCUGGGCCAGAAGAAAUUGUAUAUGUCGGUUUUCAGUGUGUGGGCCGGAUCUGGGCCAGAAGAAAUUGUAUAUGUCGGUUUUCAGUGUGUGGGCCAGUUUUGGAACGGGGACCCAGGCGUAUACUGGGCCAGAACUAAAGCAAGUAUGUGGCCCACAAGUGGGCCAGACUAAUUUUGCUAUCUGAGAUACAGAAGCAGCCAUGGAAGCCCAAACCAUGACACCAUCACCAUGCUUGACUGAUGAGCUGGUAUGUUUUUGAUUACACACUUUGGCCUUUCCAUCAUUUGGUAAGGGUUUAUCUUGGUUCCAGAAGUUUUAUGGUUUAUCUCUGUAUUUUUUUCCUAAUCUGGCCUUCUGAUUCUUACUGCUGAGUGGUUUACAACUUGUGGUAUGGCCUCUAUAUUUCUGCUCUCAGAGACUUCUUUGAAUGGUGGAGACCUUCACACGCCCUGUGAAGGUUGCUGGUGAUGUCACCGACUGUAGUUUUGGGGGUUUUCUUCACAGAGCUCACAAUGUUUCUGUCAUCAACUGUUGUCGUUUUCUCUGACCGACCUGUUUGAAAUUCUCUCUCUCCCUCUCUACCUAUCUAUCUAAUAUAUAUAUAUAUAUCAUAUAAAAUAUAUUUGUGUGUUAGUUAAAAAAAGAAGUUGUUUCAGUCUCUUCAUAUGCAGUAUAGAGGUAAUUGUAUUGUCUUCCCAAAAUGGCGGACGCUAAUAUGGCUAUUACGGUAUCUACCGUUUUCGAUAUUAAAUACCUAAAGACAACGAACUAGCUUACUGACGCGCAGGGUUUUUUUGUUUUGUUUUGUUUUGCCGAAUUUUUGUGUGGUUUUUUUUUGUUUGUUUGUUUUGUUUUGUUUCGAUGUCUUUUUUCACUGAUCCUCCUGUUCUGUCGAAGACUAAACCGCUGCACAUUUUGAACAGUCAUUACGGUAGAAUUGAUUCCUCAUAUAACCAGGAAGUUGUCCGUGACCGGCCAGACCAAUCGCGUAGCUCUUAGGAUGAAUCCCAAUUGCCUGCGUACUCACUAUCAAAGUGCACUACAUAGGGUAUGAAGUAAAGGAACUAUGUCAUACUGUACGUAGUGUCCUACAGGUCUAAUAGAGAACCGUUGUUUGAGAACCUAGCCUUACUUACACCUUGAGUUGGAUUAGAACUGUCAGGUUUUAGGGCUAAAAACAAAAAAACAAAAAAAAGAGAGAGAGAGAACAAAACAGAAUAAAAUGUUUUCACCUAGGGUUAUAAAGUCAGUAGCAUCCCUGACAUGCAGGGCGUUUUCCCAGCAGGGCAAAGCUCCUGAUAUGGCUGAGGGAAACGCACACUUGCUUGUGACCAAUGUCCGCAAUCGGCUGAGGCAGAUCGUAGGAGCAUCGACCAACUGGAAGGAUCAUCAGCAGGCCCUGGCUGAGAGAACCUACCUGAGUAAACACCUGGCUAACAGUCAGGAGGAACUUCCUGCAAAGACGAUGAAGGAGAGCGAGAUCGAGGUGCAUCUUCCUUUAGGGACGCAGCCGUCGCUCCGGGAGAAAUACCUCAAUUUCCACAACAGCGUCAGGUUCGGUCGGAUUUUGGAGGAUCUCGACAGUUUAGCAGUGUUAAUCUGUUACUCUCACACGUGGAAUAAGGAGCUGGAGAAAUCGCCUCUGUCUAUCGUCACAGCUCUGGUGGACAAAAUUGACAUGCGAAGGAACAUAAUCCUUCCAGACUGCGAUAUCAAGUUCACAGGUCAUGUGACGUGGGUGGGAAAGACGUCAAUUGAAGCCAAGAUGCACAUGAUGCAGUUCCACGAUGGGGCUUACACUCCAGUGUUAGAUGCUACGUUUGUGAUGGUCGCUCGAGAUCCAGAAAAUAAAAGGGCAGCGUUUGUGAACCCACUGAAACUGGAGACACCUGAGGAGGAGAAGAUUUUCCAACAAGGAGAGAUUAACAAGACGAGGCGUGUGGAGUUGAGCACAGCCUCUUUACUCAGGGUGGCUCCUACUGCCGAAGAGCGGACGCUCGUGCACAGCCUGUUCCUCAAUACACUUGACGUGAAAACUGUUAGCUUCCGGGGUCGAAUCCUUCCCCCCAACUCUGUAUGGAUGGAGGACGCUAAGCUAAAAGGCUUGGAGAUCUGCCAUCCACAGGAGAGGAACAUCUUCAAUCGGAUAUUCGGUGGUUUCCUGAUGAGGAAGGCGUAUGAGCUGGGCUGGGCCAAUGCCUGUGUAUUUGCUGGUUGUCGGCCAGUUCUGGUAGCGGUGGACGACAUCAUGUUCCGCAAGCCGGUGGAGAUCGGCUCCCUGCUGCUGCUGUCCUCGCAGGUGUGUUACACUGAAGAACACCACGUUCAGGUCAGAGUUCACACCGAGGUGCUCGACCCUUUGACCCGGCAGCACAACACCACCAACGUCUUUCACUUCACCUUCCAAGUCGACAAGCCCGUUCCAGCUGUGGUACCGCAGAGUUAUGGAGAGUCCAUGCUCUACCUGGAUGGGAAAAGACACUUUGAUGAGACGAUGAAGAGCCAGUGAAGAACGUCCUGCAGCAGCGUAACGCAAUGCAGGCAAAAAUAAAUAAAUACAUUUAAAAAAAAGGAACGUAACUGCACUUUUUCUGAGGAGAUUUUGUGUUGGACAAGUUCUGUUAUUCAUGGUGUGUUCAUUUAUAAAUAUAGAUUCAAAAUAUUCAAAUGAAAAUAUUUAUACUCAUAGUAACAUUGAACAUACUCUACUUUUCUCUUUUACACAUGCACAUUUACACACAGGCUCUCACUACAAAACUAUUGACUGUGUCUAUAGUGUCUAUUUAUUAAGACAUUAGGAGACAUUUUGUAUUUUCUAUACCGGUAUGGAAAUGCUGCUGAGAGUUUUCAGUAACCAAAGUAUCUAGCAGUCUUUCAACGACUAGAUUGGCUGCAAGAUUUAGCAGAAAUGUUUUGCUGGAGUCCUUUUUACUGUUUAAACUCUAAAGGUGUGAUGUGUACCUUUCAGCUCCAUGAUAUUUUUCUUCAGAUUUCUAAUCUCACCCCUUUUCCAAUGACUGACAGCUGUUUUAUGUGGUUGUUGCCAUUUCUGUACAUUACAAUACAAAUGGGUAGCAACCAGGAAUCAGUGCAUGGGCUAUGAUAGCUAGGAGUUAACAGAAGGGACAACGCAAGAAAGCAAUAUGGAUUUUGUGUUAUGAGGAUCUUGAUCGAUGAUACCAGUAAAGGAAAACCGAAAGUGCACUUAUUCAGCAUUCUGAGAAUAAUGUUAUUUUGGACUGGAAUGGUGUAAAGACAAUAAACUGAAAGUUUCACGUUCUUAGCGUGUGCACUACACAUACACAUACACAUCACAGCGCUAUUCGAUCAAACAAACAUGAAUGCAUAUCUUUUUUUUUGCUAUUACACAAACAUUUGUUUUGUUUUUCUCAAAAGUUCAUGUUUUUUAUGUUAAACACCUUUUUAAUAAAGUUUCAUCAAA
Ictalurus furcatus (blue catfish) is the source of this 3925-nucleotide messenger RNA. RefSeq names its product acyl-coenzyme A thioesterase 9, mitochondrial. Bases 1706 to 2992 code for a protein of 428 amino acids. Gene Ontology annotation, biological process: acyl-CoA metabolic process. Gene Ontology annotation, molecular function: fatty acyl-CoA hydrolase activity. The transcript is spliced from 16 exons. The record is from RefSeq and is a predicted model, not a curated record. Gene Ontology annotation, cellular component: mitochondrion. Lineage: Eukaryota; Metazoa; Chordata; Actinopteri; Siluriformes; Ictaluridae.